CACAACAUUAUACAUGCAUUGCGAACAACAAAACUACAAAAGGCAACUGAUAAAAGUGACAUAGUUUUUGGUGCCUACAAAAAGUGUUUUUAAUUUUUUUUUGGGAUGUUGUAAUUUUUUUAUUCGAUUCUUUCCUUCCAAAAAAUAAAAUUUUAUUCGAUUCUUUAUUUUUAUUUUUAUUUUUAUUUUUUAUUUAAUUGUGUGCAAUUAAUUCUCAAUUAAACUCUUCACUCCCUCAGUAGUCAGUUCAUCCAUUCACUCUGUUUCUCUUUCCUUAAUAAAUUCCUCUGUUAUUUCCCCCAAAUUAUAAUUCAUAAAAAUUCAAUAUCUCAAGGAGAAAAAACCCAAUUCAAUUUCAUCAUCUCUCACAUUCUUGUUUGAUCAUAAUUUGCCCAUGCAAGGGGAAAUUCCAGUGAAGAAUGAAGAAGAUAGUGGCGGGAAGAAUUCAUUGUUAAUGGAUGCAGUAGAGCUAGAGAUAGAUAAGGAGAAGAAGAAGAUUAGGGAAGAGAUCAUUGCUGCUGAGAUCAUUGGGCGUCGAAAACUCGAAGCCGAGGUUAGAAUGGAGCUUAUGAUGGAGGAAGAAAUCAUGGGUAUGAGGCGUUUUUAUAGGGAUUCUAAUUGUGUUGAUCCUUAUAUGUUAAUGAAUUAUUCAUCAGGGUUUUCGGGUUUUCGAGGCGGAUCGUCUUAUUUGCAUAAUAAUUUGCUUAAUGUAGGGAAUUCUGUUGAUGAAAUUGGGCAGAAAAUGAAUUUGGUUGGUGGAAUUGAUGAUGAUUCAUUGCAAAUUAAGAGUAAUGUGUUAAAUGAUGAUCAUGUUGCUUUGCGGAAAUGGCCUGUUGAACGUCACCCGAGUUUGGUUGGUGCUCAGUUUGCAGGAAAUUCUAUGGCUGAUUUUGGUGGGAAUGAACAGCAAGUGUUGGGUCAGGCUAUGCCUAGUUCAGGCAUCUCUGGCAUAAAAAGGAAAGCUGAAACAUCAGUACCUGUAAGUGACGAAGAGACUGCUUCUGUUGCAAGUAAGGACUUGCAGAAGAAGAAAUGGAAUUGCUCCUUGUGUGGAGUUUCUGCUACAUCAGCAGGAGGGUUGAAUCUGCAUUUACAUGGGAAGAAGCACAAAGCAAAGGAAGCUGCGACUAAAUCUGGCGACACAGCCAGCAUUAAUAGCACGGAAAAUAAUUCCGUUGAGAAUUCAAAGCAGCCUAUGAAGCAAGCAGCAGAAAGCUUGGCGCAGUCUGAGGAGGAAGUGAAAAACCAUGUGCUUCCUGUGGAGGAAGAGCAAAAUCAAGAACAACCAAUGGAUGAAGAAAAAAGCAAUGUGCAGCCAAUGGAGGAAGAAAAAAAGCAAUGUGCAGCCGAUGGAGGAAGAGAAGAGCCAAGUUACCACAAAAUGGGAGUGCUCUUUGUGUCAAAUAUCUGCUACUUCUGAGAUACUCCUACAUAGUCAUCUCCAAGGAAAGAAGCACAAAGCAAAGGAGGCUAGGCUUGGAGUUAGUCAAGGAAUGCGUGCUGAACCAGCAAAGGGAAAGAAUGAAAACAUACACAAAUGGUACUGUUCAUUAUGCCAAGUAUCGGCUGCAUCAGAGAAAAACUUGAAUGAUCAUCUUCAAGGAAAAAAACACAAGGCUAAGGCAGGGUUGGCUCAUCAAGAGGAUGGUAAUGGGGAUUCUGAUUCAGUUGUCAGAGAAAAGAGCUUGGAGAGCGAGGAGGGCCUCAAUAAUGAACAAGAAAUAACUAAUGCAAGUACGAAGCCAGGCAAAAGCCAAGCAAGUGAGCAAGAAAAAGUCAACACACUGAACACUGUGAAGAUUGGAUUAGAUAGGGAUGAAGCAGAGACAGAAGAAUUGAAAAAAAGUGGUCAUAGUCAGGAGAUGAAUGGGAAACCUGUGAAGUUAUGGCACUGCAAGAUGUGCAAUGAAGGAACUUACGAUGAAGCAACAAUGGCUAAUCACAGAAAGAGUAGUAAACACAUGAAAUUACUACGAGAGAUUGGCGGUGGUCUCAUAGUUGUGUCAAAUGUGCCGAAAGAAGCAUCAGAAGGUGGGCAAGGUUCCCAAGAUGCAGCAGUAGAAUGUUGAGCAAUAUGGGAACAAAAAUUGAUCUGACAGUGGUGAACUAAACAGAGCAAAAAGCUAAUUUAAGGUAGUUAGAAAUUUCUCAGUAUAUUUGCUCUUAUCUUUUUUCUGUUUUAUUUAGAAUUUAGCAAAGGUUUCUACCUUUGGCCACGGAAAUAUGCUUCCAUUUCACGGCAAUUGGCACUUCUAACUACUCCGUAGUUGUCAAUAAGAAGGAAUCACAGAGAAAUGCAGUUGUUUUGGAAUAUAAUAGUCUUCUUGCUA
Messenger RNA from Chenopodium quinoa (quinoa), 2330 nucleotides. RefSeq lists its product as uncharacterized. The coding region runs from base 395 to 1420 and encodes 341 amino acids. The transcript is spliced from 3 exons. NCBI's taxonomy places the organism in Eukaryota, Viridiplantae, Streptophyta, Magnoliopsida, Caryophyllales, Amaranthaceae. The record is from RefSeq and is a predicted model, not a curated record.